AUGUUCAUUGGUGAUCAGUUGCUUGUAACAAUAUUUCGGAUAGUUGACUCCGAUCUACGACCCCCUCCGUCUUUGGGAGGUUUCGGUUUUUUAGCCGGUAAAUUUUGUACAGGUGACGAAAACAAGAUUUCAGACAUAAAUGCUUUAUCUAUUGCUUCCCUUGAAUCUGUGCCUUCCCCAAAAUAUGCAACCGAAUCAGAAUUGGCCGAAGCCAUCAAAAGAAUAUCAGUAUUAAUUUCUUCAGAUCAAAUCCGUAAUUCCAAAGUUGAACUUGAAGGACACCGCAAGAACGACUUUACUCCACAUCUUCCCUUGGAAUACGAAAUUCCAUCGUUUAUCGUUUAUCCUCAUCUGACAGUACAAGUUAGUCAAAUUCUCAAAGUAUGUCAUGAAUAUUCAGUACCAGUUGUACCUUAUGGUGGUGGAACUUCAUUAGAGGGCCAUUUUUUUUCAACGAGACAACCAUGCAUUGUAAUGGAUGUCUCGCAUAUGAAACGUAUCCUUCGAGUAAACCGUGAUGACAUGGAUGCUACUGUAGAAGCAGGUGUCAAUUGGAUGGACUUGAAUUCGCAAUUAGACGCAACAGCUUCGGAUGGCACGAGACUCAUGUUCGGCCCUGAUUGCGGUCCCAAUGGUCUUAUACUGGGAAUGGUAAGUACCAAUGCUUCCGGAAUCAAUGCGUACAAAUACGGGGCAAUGAUUUCAAAUGUUGUCAAUAUCACUGUUGUGUUGGCCGAUGGUACAAUCAUUAAGACUCGCCAAAGACCUCGGAAGACAAGUGCAGGUUAUAAUCUCACUGGCCUAUUCAUUGGAAGCGAAGGAACUUUGGGUGUUGUUACAGAGGUGACCGUUAAGCUACACGUUCGUCCCAAAUAUGAGCUGGUUGUCGUAGGCCAGUUCCCUAGUUUACGUGAUUGCACAGAUACAGUGCAACAAGUGUUUGCAAGUGGGAUUCAGCCUAAUGCCAUUGAAUUAAUGGAUAAAGACAUGAUGUAUGUUACUAAUUACAGUGGUUACUUGACCCGAGAAUGGCUCGAAAUCCCUACCCUUUUUUUCAAAGUUGGAGGAAUUAAUCCUUCUGUUGUGGAAGAGCAGAGGAAGAUGAUUGAAGAAAUCAGUAUGCAGCAUAAUGUGAAUCGAUUCGUCAUAGCACACAGUAAGGAAGAAGAAGAGGAACUAUUUAGUGCGCGGAAGAACGCCUUUUAUGCAAUGGUCAAUUAUGGACUUAACGAAAUUGGAGAGGACGUUAGAAUUUGGGUGACAGACAUUGCUGUGCCAAUUACUAAAUUAUCUCUGGUUCUAACAGAGAUUAAUACAAUGAUUAAGGAAUCAGGACUUUUCAGUGUUGUUCUAGGACAUGUGGGUGAUGGCAAUUUCCAUGCUGAUGUUUAUUAUCGACCCGAACAGAAAGAACAAUGUGAGAAGAUAAUUAAGAAGAUGGUAGCCCUUGGACUUGCAAACGAGGGUACCUGUACUGGAGAACAUGGUAUUGGGAACGCCAAAAGGAAUUACUUAGUAGAUGAAUUAGGCGAGGAUGCCAUUUCAUUGAUGAGGAAGAUCAAGUUAGCACUUGAUCCCAAACGGAUUUUGAAUCCUGACAAAGUCUUCAAAAUCGAUCCUUCAGACUCUGGUCGUUACUAA
Messenger RNA from Lizanozyma spartinae, 1641 nucleotides. RefSeq names its product D-lactate dehydrogenase (gene DLD2). The transcript is spliced from 4 exons. The coding region runs from base 1 to 1641 and encodes 546 amino acids. Gene Ontology annotation, molecular function: D-lactate dehydrogenase (cytochrome) activity; D-lactate dehydrogenase (NAD+) activity; FAD binding. Gene Ontology annotation, cellular component: mitochondrion. Gene Ontology annotation, biological process: lactate catabolic process. Lineage: Eukaryota; Fungi; Ascomycota; Pichiomycetes; Serinales; Debaryomycetaceae. The record is from RefSeq and is a predicted model, not a curated record.